Amphiprion ocellaris (clown anemonefish) is the source of this 15651-nucleotide messenger RNA. Its product is annotated as ankyrin-3-like. Lineage: Eukaryota; Metazoa; Chordata; Actinopteri; Pomacentridae. The coding region runs from base 638 to 14341 and encodes 4567 amino acids. The transcript has 50 exons. Gene Ontology annotation, biological process: signal transduction; regulation of cardiac muscle contraction; protein localization to T-tubule. Gene Ontology annotation, molecular function: protein binding. The record is from RefSeq and is a predicted model, not a curated record. Gene Ontology annotation, cellular component: T-tubule.
GGUUCCAUCUAACUACAGGGAACAUUAAUUCUCUCCUGUAGUUGAAUUAACACAAUAUUAUUAUUAAUAUUAUUAAUAUUCCUCCUCUCAUGCUGACUGCCCACAUGGACAAAAUAAGAAACAACUCCAGCUUGAAUGUGGAAACCAGCAGGAGUGAGUGAACGAUUUUAUUUCGCUGUAACUCCACAUUGUGAACAUGUGAACUUGUUGAAUAGAAGCUGAUAUGACUGAGAAAGCUUCGGAAAGCUGCUAUUGAUUUCUAUUAAUACUCCUGCUGCUGCUUGUUGCUGCUCGGCUCUCACUGGUGGAGCAUGUAGGCGGGAAAAGAAAAGAAAAACACAACACGGACAGGUAGAAAGCAGGAAAAGAAGUGUGUGAUAAAAAGCCGAGAGAGGAAUAAAGCUUGUGUCCAUGACUGCUGCCCUGCUGGCUCCACUCCCCACUCGCUGUGUUUGUGAGUGGAAGUGGGUGUGAUCAGCUGAGGGUUGGUCGCUGCCAGAGCGGCCGCCGACACUCUGCUGCUCCUGCUUCUGCUUCUUUAUCUGCGCUCAUCCAUGCUGGAUUGAAAGAAAGAAAGAAAGAAAGAACACAAACCCUCCUUUCUGGACAGCUGUUUUAUGGACUCUCAGCUGCUGCCAUGAGCGAGGAGGCCAAAGAGAAAUCUGGGGGCAAGUCGGCUCACCGCAAGAAGAAAGGCAAGAAGACGGAUGUAAACGCCUGUUAUCUGCGAGCAGCUCGGGCUGGGAAUCUGGAGAAAGCUUUGGACUACCUGAAGAAUGGAGUCGACAUCAACAUUUGCAAUCAGAACGGCCUCAACGCUCUCCAUCUGGCGUCCAAGGAGGGCCACGUGGAGGUGGUGGCCGAGCUCAUCAAGCAGGGCGCCAACGUGGACGCCGCCACUAAGAAAGGAAACACUGCCCUGCACAUAGCUUCCCUCGCCGGACAGACGGACGUGGUGAAGGAGCUGGUCAACCACGGAGCCAACGUCAACGCACAAUCUCAGAAUGGCUUCACUCCGCUGUACAUGGCAGCGCAGGAGAACCACAUGGACGUGGUUCAGUUCUUAUUGGACAACGGCUCCAGUCAAAGCAUCGCCACUGAGGACGGGUUCACCCCCCUGGCGGUGGCGCUGCAGCAGGGUCAUGACCAGGUGGUUUCCCUGCUCCUGGAGAACGACACCAAAGGAAAAGUCCGACUUCCUGCUCUGCACAUCGCUGCCAGGAAGGACGACACGAAGGCGGCCGCCCUGCUGCUGCAGAACGACCACAACGCCGACGUGGAGUCCAAGAUGAUGGUGAAUAGAACAACAGAGAGCGGUUUCACUCCUCUGCACAUCGCCGCUCAUUACGGAAACAUCAACGUGGCGACGCUGCUGCUCAACAGAGGAGCUGCUGUGGACUUCAAGGCCAGAAAUGAUAUAACUCCGCUGCAUGUAGCGUCCAAACGUGGGAACAGCAACAUGGUCCGACUGCUGCUGGAGAGAGGAGCCAAGAUAGACGCUCGGACGAAGGACGGUCUGACUCCUCUUCACUGUGGAGCUCGAAGUGGCCAUGAACAGGUGGUGGAGAUGCUGCUGGACCGAGGAGCUCCAAUACUGUCCAAGACCAAGAAUGGCCUGUCUCCCCUCCACAUGGCAACGCAAGGCGACCACCUGAACUGUGUCCAGCUGCUUCUUCACCACGAGGUUCCCGUGGACGACGUGACCAACGACUACCUGACAGCGCUGCACGUCGCCGCCCACUGUGGACACUACAAGGUGGCGAAGGUCAUCGUGGACAAGAAGGCCAAUCCCAACGCCAAGGCACUGAAUGGUUUCACUCCGCUGCACAUCGCCUGUAAGAAGAACCGAGUCAAGGUGAUGGAGCUGCUGCUGAAGCAUGGAGCGUCUAUCCAGGCCGUCACCGAGUCCGGUCUGACUCCCAUCCAUGUGGCAGCGUUUAUGGGACACGAUAACAUCGUCCACCAGCUGAUCAACCACGGGGCGUCACCCAACACCAGCAAUGUGAGGGGGGAGACGGCGCUCCACAUGGCAGCCAGGGCAGGACAGUCCAACGUGGUCCGGUAUCUGGUCCAGAACGGAGCCCGGGUCGAUGCCAAGGCCAAGGACGACCAGACUCCGCUGCACAUCUCCAGCCGUCUGGGUAAACCCGACAUCGUGCUCCAGCUGCUGGCUAACGGAGCGUAUCCGGACGCCACCACCAGCUCCGGCUACACCCCGUUACACCUGGCAGCCCGGGAGGGUCACCGAGACAUCGCUGCUGCUCUGCUGGACCAAGGAGCCAGUCUGGGCAUCACCACCAAGAAGGGCUUCACUCCUUUGCACGUUGCAGCAAAAUACGGAAAGCUGGAAGUGGCCAACCUGCUGCUGCAGAAAAACGCUCCACCUGACGCUGCCGGGAAGAGUGGACUAACUCCACUGCAUGUGGCGGCGCACUACGAUAACCAGAAGGUGGCGCUGCUGCUGCUCAACCAGGGGGCCUCACCGCACGCUGCUGCAAAGAACGGCUACACUCCGCUGCACAUCGCGGCCAAGAAGAACCAGAUGGAGAUCACGACCACGCUGCUGGAGUACGGCGCCUCCACCAACACGGUGACCCGGCAGGGCAUCACGCCGCUGCACCUGGCGGCGCAGGAGGGCAACGUGGACAUCGUGACGCUGCUGCUGGCUCGAGACGCUCCCAUCAACACGAGCAACAAGUCUGGUCUGACUCCGCUCCACCUGGCCGCCCAGGAGGAUAAAGUCAACGUUGCCGAGGUUUUAGUCAACCAUGGAGCAACUAUCGACCCGGAGACCAAGCUGGGAUACACUCCCCUCCAUGUGGCCUGUCACUAUGGCAACGUGAAGAUGGUCAACUUCCUGCUGAAGAAUCAGGCGAAGGUCAACAGUAAGACCAAGAACGGUUACACUCCUCUCCACCAGGCCGCCCAGCAGGGACACACUCACAUCAUCAACCUGCUGCUGCAUCACGGAGCGUCGCCCAACGAGCUCACGGCCAAUGGGAACAGCGCUCUGUCCAUCGCCAGGAGACUGGGAUACAUCUCUGUAGUCGACACUCUGAAGGUGGUAACGGAAGAAACUGUGACCACUCAGACUGUGAUGGAGAAACACAAGAUGAACGUUCCAGAGACGAUGAACGAGGUGCUGGACAUGUCCGACGACGAAGUCUGUAGAGCCAAUGCUCCUGAAAUCAUCACUGAGGACUAUUUUUCUGAUGUGGAAGAAGAGAUGGAUGUUGGAAAUAUCUGCAUCAGCUACUCGUGUGACGAUGCCAUGACGGGGGACACCGAUAAGUAUUUGGCCCCCCAGGACCUGAGGGAGUUGGGGGACGACUCUCUGCCUCAGGAGGGCUACAUGGGCUUCAGCGUUGGAGCUCGAUCUCAGAGUCCCAAAGUCAGCCUGCGUUCCUUCAGUUCUGAUAGGUCCAACACCCUGAACCGGAGCUCCUUCACCAGGGACAGCAUGAUGAUCGAGGAGAUCCUGGCGCCCACCAAGGAGAUGCAUCUCUCGGUGGCGAAGGACUUUGACAGCGACUCUCUGAGGAGGUACAGCUGGACGGCAGACGCUCUGGAUAAUGUCAACCUCGUGUCGUCGCCGAUUCACUCCGGGUUCCUGGUCAGCUUCAUGGUGGACGCCAGAGGAGGUUCGAUGAGGGGAAGUCGCCACAACGGGAUGCGGAUCAUCAUCCCGCCCAGGAAGUGCACGGCGCCCACCAGGAUCACCUGCCGCCUGGUGAAGAGGCACAAGCUGGCGUCGCCUCCUCCCAUGGUGGAGGGCGAAGGCCUGGCCAGCCGGCUGGUGGAGGUCGGUCCGGCUGGAGCUCAGUUCCUCGGGCCCGUGAUAGUUGAGAUCCCACACUUCGGCUCGAUGCGAGGCCACGAGAGGGAGCUGAUCCUGCUGCGAAGCGAGAAUGGAGAGAACUGGAAGGAACAUCUGUACGACUGCAAGACCGACGACCUCAACCAGCUGCUCAACGGCAUGGACGAAGAGCUGGACAGCCCCGAGGAGCUGGAGAGGAAGAGAAUCUGCCGCAUCGUCACCAAGGACUUCCCACAAUACUUUGCUGUGGUGUCCCGGAUCAGGCAGGAGACCAAUCACAUGGGGCCGGAGGGCGGGACUCUGUGCAGCCGCAGCGUCCCAUUGGUCCAGGCCUGCUUCCCUGAGGGGGCGCUGACCAAGAAGAUCAAGGUUGGACUGCAGGCCCAGCCGGUUCCCGACGACACGGUGAAGAAGAUCCUGGGUAACCGGGCCACCUUCAGCCCCAUCGUCACCGUGGAGCCCAGGAGGAGGAAGUUCCACAAGCCCAUCACCAUGACGAUCCCGGUGCCGCCGCUGUCGGGGGAGGGGCUUAGCAAUGGGUACAAGGGGGACUGCACUCCCUGCCUCCGCCUCCUCUGCAGCAUCACGGGAGGAACGUCUCCGGCUCAGUGGGAGGACAUCACAGGAACGACUCCUCUGACGUUCGUCAACGACUGCGUCUCCUUCACCACCAACGUUUCUGCCAGGUUCUGGCUGGCCGACUGCCACCAGAUCCCGGAGACGGUGGCUUUGGCCUCUCAGCUCUACCGGGAGCUGAUCUGCGUUCCCUACAUGGCCAAGUUCGUGGUGUUCGCCAAGAUGAACGACCCAGUGGAGUCGAGGCUUCGCUGCUUCUGCAUGACGGACGACAAGGUGGACAAAACCCUGGAGCAGCAGGAGAACUUCGAGGAGGUGGCCAGGAGCAAAGACAUCGAGGUUCUGGAAGGCCGGCCCAUCUAUGUGGACUGUUAUGGAAACCUGGCUCCUCUGACCAAAGCCGGUCAGCAGUUAGUUCUGAACUUCUACGCCUUCAAGGAGAACCGGCUGCCCUUCUGUGUUAAGGUCAGAGAUCCCAGCCAGGAGCCCUGCGGUCGCCUCACCUUCCUCAAAGAGUGUAAAACCACCAAAGGCCUUCCUCAGACGGCCGUGUGCAACCUGAACAUCACGCUUCCUGCGGUGAAGAAGGAUAUGGAGUCAGAUGCCGAGGACGAGACUGAAAAGCCAGAGCGACGUCAUACCUUUGCAUCCCUAGCCUUACGUAAGCGCUACAGCUAUCUGGCCGAGCCUGCACUGAAAACAGCAGUUGAGCGAAGCGCAGCAGCAACAAGAACACUGCCUGCUGGUUACCCUCACAAACCUGUCUUUCCAACCAGACCUUACCCACCAUGGUCGACUGCUCCUAUUACCGUCCCUGGCCAAACAAGGCCAGUCGGAGUGGGGGGUUCCCUCGUCUCUACCGAUUCACCGGCAGGCUCACCAGCUGCUUCUCCACUGAAAUCCGCCUGGCCUCUUUCAGCCCCUUCACCUGCAUGCCCUGCAACCAUCAUAGCCUCCCUUGGAGCUCCACCACCAGCACCUUCCAUGUCGUCCCCGGUUAAAUCAGUCAGCGAAAUAGCAUCCUCAUCCCCCAUCAGGUCUUACAGGACUAUGCCCUCACCCAUUAAAACUGUCGUCCAGCAGGGCCAGUACCCCGUCCAGGGGUCUGCCAGCCUCGUGUCUUCUGGAAGCCCAUGCAAACCUGCCACAGAUCCAGCUUCCAUCAAAAACCUUGCUUCUGCAUACACAUCCAGAACAUCUCCACUUCACUCGAUACCCAACGGUUCUGUACCAGCUCCUGUUCCUGCUGCAGCAUCGCCAAAGACGUCGUACAACAUGUACAACUCCAACCUGCCUUUCAAAACUGCCCUUGGGUCCACAGACGUUACCCAUUCCCCCGUUAAAAGCAUCUCCAGCUUGUCCUCUCUGAAAACCUCUGUAGAUUCAACGCUGUCAUCCCGAGGAGGGAGGACGUCCCUGUCGUCUCUCUCCUCAACCGGCCAGACGACCAUUGCUUCCUCAGAACUGGCCACAAUGAAUGGACAAGUAUCGCCAGUUAAAUUCCCGUCCUCCUCCUCGACACCAUCCUCCCCUUCUUCUCGCCUUCUCUCGGAGAAAAGCAGCAGCCUCCAGGAGAGGAUUCAGGCCACCACCCAGGCGGCGACGUCUGGUGUCAGCGCAGCCAUAAACGAAGCCAUAGAUUCGUACUCUGUGUCUGGUUAUGGCACCCUUAAAUCACUAUCCUCCUCGCGCAGAUCUGCAACUGCAAGUUCUGCUUACAGUUCUCUGAGAUCUGCAACCAUCCCACCAAGUGCAGCAGUUUCAUCUAACACGAUGACUGUACCCGUUUAUUCUCUGGUCAACGUCAUUCCAGAGACGCCCGUCAAACCCGGGCCCGGUUCUCUCAAAAUGGCUCUUCCCAACACCCCUCGUGCCUCAGCCUCAACCUCAUCUUCCUCUUCGAUGUCUUCCUGCAUUACUGCCACAAAAAUAAAGUCCCAGUUAAAAUCCCCGCCUUUUAUCACGCCGCCCAUCAUCCACCCGACUGCAGCGUCCAAUCAGGAGAUACUGAAAGAUGUAGCAGACAUGAAGGAAGAUCUAAUCAGAAUGACAGCAAUCCUGCAGACAGACACACAGACAGCAGUUAAAACUGUCCAAACAUCACAUACUGGUACUCCUAAAGAGGCUAAAUUAGAGGAUGAGGAGCCAUUUACUUUAGUAGAAAAAGUGAAAGAAGAUUUAGUUAAAGUUAGCGAGAUAUUACAGAAAGAUAUCAUGAGCGAGAGUAAGGCCACGGCAGGGAAAGAGAGAGCAUCAGAGGAUGAAUGGGAGGAGUUUUCCAAAGAUGAGAUUGAAGAGGCACAAAGAUUCUCAGACUAUUUCCCUCUCUUUGACGAGAACACGCUCUUUUUAAAGCACCAGGCCAUGUCAAGCAAAGACUUAGAGUUGGCUAAAGUGGUAGAUUAUUUAACGAAUGACAUGGGCGCGAGCUCUCUCUCAAAAAUGGCUGAGCUCAAAUGUAGGCAUGAGGAGGAGGCAAAGAGGGAAGGGGAGGAAAAACAGAAACGUGUUCUCAAACCAUCCAUGUCCAUACAAGAGCACAAACUCAAAAUGCCUCCGCCAGUCUCGGGCAUGCUCAGGUCUCCAUCAGAGAAGGAUUUAAGCAAACUGGCCGAGUCCUAUCAGGGGUCAGACACGAUACUAGAAUCGCCCGAGGACUUGUCUCAUGAGCAGGAUAAGAGUCCUUUGUCGGACAGUGGGUUUGAAACCAGGAGCGAAAAGACACCCUCCGCCCCUCAAAGUGCGGAAAGUACAGGACCCAAACCUUUGUUCACUGAUUCACCCAUUCCCCCUUGUGUAACUGAGACCAGAACCGAAGUAGUCCAUAUCAGGAGCUACGAUGAUCCCUGCGAGCCCGGAUUCAUGGACGAAGCUGCUUCUGCUCUCCCUGCUUUAGAGCCAGAAGCAGUUUCGGCCAGCUCCGUGAAGGCACUGCAGAUGAAAAUGCCCGAAGACGACGGCAUGAUGAACAAAAGCGUGUGUCUAAAAGAGGAAACUCAUAUCACGACUACAACUAGAAUGGUCUAUCAUAAGCCCCAGCUGACGGACGGCGCAGAGAUGAUCGAGGAAGCCAUGUCAGUUAGAGAUAUCAUGAAAGCUUUCCAGUCAGGUAGGGACCCUUCUAAAGAGCUGGCGGGCCUUUUUGAGCACAAAGCCAGCCAGGAUUCAGUCAAAGGUGAUGAGCUGACGCCUAGAUUUCUAGACCGAGACGUUAAAUCCAAACCCAAAGUUGAAAGGAUAAUUGAGGUUCACAUUGAAAAGGGGCACAGCACAGCAGAGCCGACGGAAGUGUUUAUUAGGGAAACCAAGAAACACCCUGAGCUUUAUGUCUACAAAGGUGAUCGUGGAAUAAGGGAACUUACCGACUAUGAUGAAGCCCAGCAGGAAGAAGAGGAGCUUACUGCUGAAGAAUCCCUGCCCUCCUUCCUGGAAACAUCUCGUGUUAAUACCCCAGUGUCGCAGGAGGAGGACAGUCGGCCAAGUUCUGCUCAGCUAAUAGCAGACGAUUCAUAUAAAGCUCUCAAACUACUGAGCCAGCACUCAAUAGAAUACUGUGAUGAUGAGCUAUCAGAGAUCCGAGGCGAGUCAUACAGGUUUGCUGAGAAAAUGCUUCUCUCAGAGAAGCUCGAUGUGUCGAUGUCUCACUCUGACACAGAGGAUUCAGCGAUGGCGGCUGAUAAAACUCGCCACCAGGUUUCUGAGGAGAGCGGUAGUCGUAGCGCUGAGCAUGGAAGCCCCAAAAGAGAAUCUGGCUCUAAAUCUUCAAAAGAUGGUUCCCCUAAAUCUGGUAAAUUCAUGCACAGGGAUGAACCAUCUCAGUUUGAUAAGGUGACAGUGCUCCAUUACUCCACAGAACCAGGUAGCCCAAAACAUGCAGUUUGGAUGCGAUUUACAGAAGAUAAACACGACAGGAGCAGGGAUAAGCUGCUUUAUGAGGACAGGGUGGACCAAACUGUAAAGGAGGCUGAGGAAAAGCUCAGCGAGGUAUCACAGUUCUUCCGUGACAAAACAGAAAAGCUCAACGAUGAGCUGCAGUCCCCAGAGAAAAAGCCGGUAAGACGAGAGCUAAAGGAGCCCAGAUCCUGGCCUAGUUCAGCUUGCAGCAGCCCCGAGAAAACACAGCAGAAACCGAAACCAGUAGAAGAGACGUUUAGUAGAAGCAAACUCAGAGAGCCUUCAGUUGGUAAAAUGUUUGGCAGCACCACAGCAGCUGAAAAGAAAAGCUCUAGCUUACCAAGCAGCCCACAGAAAAGUGCUUUCUCUCAUACCAGUGAGGAUAAAAUCAAACAAACUAAGACCAGUGAGUCUGAACCAUCUUCUCCUGCAAAAUCAACAUCUAAAGUUAGUGCUGUGAGGAUGAAGUUUGAAUCUGAGGCUCAGAAAGUGAGUAAAAGUCAGCCUAGCCCAACCAAAGUUCCUCCUCCAGUGCAGCCAAAGCCUUCAAUAAAGAAACUACAAGAAAGCAAACUCCCAGUUUAUCAGUUCUUUGCAGGAGGAAAAUCAAAAGUAUCUGAAACAUCAGAGGAAGGGAGUCCGAAAAAGGAUGUAGAGAAGGACUCAGAUGGAAGUAAGUCUGCUUUGAUAUCACCAUCUAAAGUCCCCAAAGUAGAAAAGCUGCCAAACAAAAACAUCCCAGAGGCCUCACCACAAAUUAGUGGAACUAAGACUGACAAAGCAGCUACGAAAGCGAAAGAAAGUCCUUCCACUGUUACUCAGGAAAUUAAAGAAAGCAAUAAAGGUCAGAAAGUUCAAACACCUAUUGUUAAUGGCACUGCUAAACUUGUAGAGAAAGUCAGUGACGCUAAAAAGUACCAACAAAUCACAAAAAGUGAGAGUGCAGCAUCCAAAGAACUAAUAGCCGAGGUGGCUAAAAAAGAUGGUGAGGAACCACUAAACAAAAACCUCAGAAAAAAGACAGAAUCUCAAAUUCCCAUAAGAGCAACAUCCCUGUCUUUAGAUAAUGACCUCACAAAGAAACAGACGAUAACUAAACCCUCACAGAUACCUACGUUAGCUAAAUCCAAAAGUCCCGAGGCGACCCCAGUAAAAACAGAUCUAACCUUUGAAAUUCUUGAUAACGCGCCCAAAGAUUCCAACUCCAAUAACCUUCCGAGCCCCAGAGAUGUGCUGGAGAAAGUCAUAACCCCUCCAACUGCUGUAACAACCAAAGAGAACUUCAAGGGCAUCAAAACAUUGCCAGUUUAUGUCAGCGUCCAGGUGGGCAGGCAGGCAGAGAGGGAAGCUAAAGGAGCACUGUACACAGUAAAACAGAAAUCCAACUCGGCACUCAGUCCCAUAAGCCCAGAUGAUGACACACUAGAACAAGUUUCUUUUAUAGACAGCUCAGGGAAAAGCCCCCUUACUCCAGAGACCCCCAGCUCCGAGGAGGUCAGCUACGACCUCACGUCCAAGACCCCUGAUGGCUUCAUGGGAUUCCUGACAGGGAAGCCGAGCCCCAUUAUGGAGGUAUCCGAGGAAUCGGAGGAAGAUGACCAAGGAAAGAGCGUUUUCUCUUUUAAGGAGGUCCUACCAGAGAGCAAAACGAGCCAGGCAGACCUUGCUAAUGCCAACAAAGAUGAAACAAAAAGUAUUGAUAACCAGCAGGAAUUAACUGAUAAUUCGAACCAGAAAGAAACAAAUGGUGUGCAUGAUGAAGUAGCAGGGCAGGAGCAGCAGGAAGUGUCAAAAGAUAAAGGUAUUGCGUAUAUUGAGUUUCCUCCCCCUCCUCCUCUUGACUCGUCUUCAGAAAUGUCAGACCCAGAGAGAAAAGGUUCAUGUGCCUCUUCAGAGACUGAAACAGAAAUGAUGGAGGUAAACUUGCAAGAAGAGCACGACAAGCAUCUCCUAACCGAGCCAAUUAUACGUAUACAACCCCCUUCACCGGUGCCACCCGAUGACGAGGCCGACGAAGACGAGGACGAGUCGAUCUUCCAGCCGAUUCCGUUUAAGAAAUUCACUUCCAAAGUUUCAGAGGAGGAGGACAAGAAGAAGGAUAAGGAAAAGGCUUCUAAACCCAAAAAACCUGACAAAAAUGGUAAUAACAAAGAUAUUAAUGGUGGGACCAAUGGCUCCAAUGGUUCCAGCAGUGGUUCUAAAGGUUCUAACGGCAAAGGAGAGGACUAUGAUUAUGAGCAAAAUGGAAACGACCAGUCGAUAACAGACUGUUCAAUAGCCACAACGGCUGAAUUUUCUCAUGACACAGAUGCAACAGAGAUUGAUUCACUUGAUGGGUAUGAACUUCAGGAUGAGGAUGACGGCUUGUGUGAGUCGGCAGAUUUACGGUUGUUUGGUCUUCCAGACAGCCGGAGAGACGUCUGGGCGACGGACACUUACAGGUCCACCGAUCGCUCUUUUCCUCCGACCAAACUGGAAGUUAUUGAGGAGGAGAAAACCCCAGAGGAAUGUCAAAAGGACACUUUGAAAAAAGAUUCACCUCCAAAUGGUGGUAAGCCUGACAGUAAAGAUGGAGCUACAAGUCAGGAGCAAAAACCCUCAGAUAAAGAGGGGUUUUCAGACACUUACUUUAGUUAUAAGUUAGAAGAGGAGUUUAAUUCUCCUUUUAAGACUGUUGCUACUAAAGGGCUGGAUUUUGACCCCUGGCCCAGUAAAAGUGGGGAAGAAGAAGUCGUUGACAUGGGAGGGACACGGGGAAGCAAUGGUGAGCCUAAGCCUUUCGGACUGGCGGUCGACGACCAGUCUCAGGCGACAACACCAGACACUACCCCGGCCCGAACGCCAACGGACGAUAGCACGCCGACGAGCGAGCCAAACCCAUUCCCCUUCCAUGAAGGGAAGAUGUUUGAGAUGACGCGCAGUGGUGCGAUUGACAUGAGCAAGAGGGACAUGGUGGAGGAGAGGCUCCAGUUUUUUCAGAUUGGUGAGCAUUACUUCUCGGGGGGCAGGUACAGGGUCAGGGACUUAGAGGUAGACACCUCCUCAGAGUUUAACACUGAAGAUCCCACAGAUACCGUUUCAGUCCCUCAAGUCUCCAUUCAGACUACUACUGUCCAGUUAGAGAUAUCAAAUACAGCUGGCAGCUACAGCACAUGCAGAGACUCCAACACUGAGCCUAAAUUCUCCACUUUUAGAACAGGUUUCAAAAUGUCACCUGAUAAAACCCCAGAUGCUUCAAAUAGCACUUCUAAAUGUAGAAGCACCUUUGAUCAGUCUAAUAAUGCAACCUCAGGAACAACUGUAGAUAGUUUUUACUGUGCAACUUAUACAGAUUAUUAUCAUUUUAAUGCAUUGAACAUGGCAGAGCUGGAUAUUACACCAUCAUACGUGACAGAUCAUUAUUAUUAUUCAGGUAUAUCUGAGCAGAGGGACUAUUUGGGUCAGACCCUGGAAGAUCAGGACUCGCAUUACCAAAGCACAACUACACAACACAUUAGCACUUCCCAAAAGCAGAGCAGCAAUACCAGUAGCAGCAUCCCUAACUCCCAUUAUGUCCACUCAGAGGUCUUUCAACCUGGCAGUAUUGUGUUUGACCUGUUGUACUCUUCAGAACCGACUCUGCAGGAGGUCAUCAGGAUAGAAGCAUCUUCCAGCCAGUUAGAGGACGAAAGCAGGGAGGGCAGGGCUUUUCCUAAUGCAGCAAUAAUGACCACAGAAACCAAAGAGGUCAAAAGCCACGUAUCCAAGUCCAGGUUACCAGUGAGGGUGCCCAGUGGCAAACUAUGCAGUCAAAGUCGAUCAACAAUAAAAGAAAAAGCACAAGAAAAAGUUGUGAAAAAAGCAACGUUUAAAAUCAGGGAAAGAUUCGACCCUUUUGAUAAUUUAUUUCCUAAGUCUAGAAUCCCAGUAAUGAAAGCCAUUAAAUACCCUUCUUGUUCCCAGGAGCAGAAACGGGUUAGAACUAAAUCUGCAAUUAGCAAUAGGAUCAUUAAAACCACCAGGGGUAGUAAACAGCCAACUAAAAGCAGAUCCAGCGCUGAAGACAGAUACAGCGUAAUGAAAACCUCCACAAAUGAGAGAAAAAACAGCGCAGUGGUGUCGAAAAACCUUAAAUCUAAGUCAGCGAGUAGGAAGGUAGCAGCCAAGUCUUUGGACAAAACCACUCCCAAGGAGGCUGAGAGAAAGUUAGAGGGGAAAACCACUGAGGACGAAGACAGCUGCAGCCUGAGCACUACCAGGAACACUUCCCUGUCAGAGCCAUCUAGAGCUUCUAGAAGUUCCUGCCCUUCACGCACCUCUACCUCCACCUCCACCUGCACCACCACAUCAACACCAUCUGCUAGAGAUGUGAGAGCUGAGGUUGAGCAAGCCAGCAGUGAGAGGAGGAUGAUGAGGAAGAGGAAGAGUAGGCGGACGGAGGAAGGGAGUCAGGUUGAUCAACCGAUCGCGGCUCCUGUCACAGAGACUAGCCCUCAGAGUCCCUGUGAGAGAACAGACCUCCGCAUGGCGAUAGUAGCCGACCACCUCGGACUCAGCUGGACUGAGCUGGCCAGGGAGCUGGAUUUCUCUGUGGAAGAGAUCAACUUCAUCCGAGUGGAGAACCCCAAUUCCCUGACAGCACAGAGCUUCAUGCUCCUAAAGAAAUGGGUGCACAGGGACGGUAAAAAUGCCACAACGGAUGCUUUAACUGCGGUGCUGACUAAGAUCAAUCGAUUGGAUAUUGUGACUUUGCUGGAAGGGCCCAUAUUUGACUACGGUAACAUUUCAGGCACACGCUGCUUUGCCGAUGAUAACGCAGUAUUCCCGGAUCAGUCCGAUGAAUACCACAAUAUAGAUCUGGAGCUGCAGACCCCCUCAGACCUCAACUACGUGCCCCCGACCCCGCUGCGCUCCGACGACUUCUUUAGCGAGGGCGACGCUAGCGUAGAGUCCCCUAGCAAGUCCGCCCUAACUAGACCUAGCGACCUCUCCCUCACUCAGACCACCAGUACCUCCAGCAGCGACCCCCUCACUGUGGCCCCGGGGCCCGGAUCCAAAGCCCAGGAGCCGCCCCUGGUUGGCCCUGAAGAAACGGGGAUGUCUGUGGAAAAUAAAACCGGUCCAGAUAACGACCGGAGGGCAGUGGAGCAGUCAGGGAAGGCGACGAAGCGAGAAGCAGAAGUCAUCGUGGAGGUUGCCUCGGACACCGGACUCGGGAACGGAAAGGAGGAAGAGGAGGAGGAGGAGAUGACCCAGGAGAGGCUGCAGAGUCUGCUGGAGGAUAUAAAGCUGGAGGGAGGCGUGGAGGAAGAGGAGAUGACAGAGGAGAGGGUGAACGCCAUCCUCGAACAAGUACGGCAAGCAGAAAAAGACGUGUGUUCAGUUCCAGGAUGGAGGAGCGAGGAGUCGGCAGCCCCCGGACAAAGUGCCAACACCGAGGAGGGCAGUCCCGACAGCCUGGUGGAUUCUCUGGAACAGCCGCCGGCUCAGAACGGAGGUCACGCCGAGGCGUCCGGAGACGGGAAGAAGAAGGAAUCUCAGGAGGACAGCAGCACAGCGGGACCAAGCAAAGGACGGGAAGACGGAGGGGACCGGUCCCAGCACAAAGUCCAGGGGAGACUUAGAGCCGGAGAGUCGGACUCUGAAGAAGAAACCACCGUCACCACCAGAGUUUACCGCAGACGGGUCAUUCUGAAGGGAGAGGAAGCCAGAAACAUUCCUGGAGAGUCUGUGACCGAGGAGCAGUUCAUAGACGAAGACGGGAAUCUGGUCACCAGAAAAGUGAUCAGAAAAGUGGUUCGUCGGAUUUACAACUCAGAGGACAGGAGGGAAAGCGAAGGCGAACUUUUAGCCGACGAAGCAGCGGCUGCUGCUGUUGUUACUGCUGCUGAUGCUGUUGAUGCUGCUGUUGGUGCAACAACAGCUGGAGCAGAUGUUGCUCCUUCAGCCGGACCCUCGGGGGGUAAAAGCAAGAAGAGGGGGAAGCGAUCCCGACACAAGGACGAAGCCCAGAGAGGGAAAACUGAGCCUGGAGACGCUGCCAACAAGAAACAGGGCAAGAAGAGUCAGUCAUAACAGUGGAGCUCUCAAAUACACCUGGUCCACCUGCGUCCAGCAUCCACUCUGGGAGGAACAUCAGAGGAACACGUCAAUCAGCCGAGUCGCGUCUGAAGCUUUCACUUUAACAAACGCAUGGUUUUCAGCAAGACAACGUUUACUUUUAUUUGAUUUCGCAUGAGCAUGUCACCAAACUCACUCACCGUUGGGGAACGCCGCUGGGAGGACUCGCAUGGACGUGAGCCGGAUGUUUUCCAAAGACGGCACAAAACGAGGAGAAAAAAAACCGAACCGCUGACGGAUCGACUUCACUCUCAGACACUCGCCUUAUAUCGUCUAUUUUUCCUCCUGGACCCUCAGUAUCGGGGUUGUACCACGUGGUUCUUUUUUUAAAAAAGAGAAACAAAUGAAAUAUAAUAGUAAAUGGGUGAUUUUUUUCCUUGUAUAUAAAUGACACUGUAUAAAAAUCUUUAAAAACAACAGAAACCAGUAGCUUCACGGAUUGUUUCUGCACUGAUUGAUGAAGCUUUGCCGAGAGGUCGACACUGUUUGAGAAGCCUUGACUUUGACUUGCUCUUCCUAAGCCAAUAUAUUAAUUAAAAAAAAAAACAGCCAAAUGAGAAGCGAAUGGAGAAAAUGAAAAACACUGCUUGGUUUGUUUCUUUAACAGCUCGGGGCGUUCUGCAGACUGCAUGUGGCGUCACUUUCCUUUAACGCUUUCUGUUUCUCCUCCUAACUCAGAGCACUGUAAUAAACUCGAGGGUUUGCUUCUGUCCGAGCGGCACUCAUCAUGACGUUUUUAGUUGAACGGAAACACUCCGAAUGUUUCGUUAGCUCAAAGCGCUAGCAGCCCUCUGUGUGUGUGUGUGUGUGUGUGUGUGUGUGUGUGUGUGUGUGUGUGUGUGUGUGCGUGCGUGCGUGCGUGCGUGCGUGCGUGUGCGAUUAGCAUCCAAUAAAUCCCGUCUAUCUGUAAACCCAUCUAGAAGUUUAGGCUUUUAGUUCGACUGUGGUUUUCAAAUAAAAUAAAAACCAGGGGGACUGUUUUUAUUUACACCAGAACAGAGAAUCUCAUUUUGAAGCUCCGUUAAAAACUUCUUUGUACCGACGAGACUCCGAUCUCGAUUUUACACAUCAAAAAUGUGAUUUUCUGUUCCCGUGUAUUUCUUAUUUCUUGUCUUUUUUUUUUGUUGUUCUUUUCAUACGAAUCCACCCAGAAUAUCCAUUGUCGAUGAUAAAUCUGGUACCGACAUGUAUGACCAACCAACAUAGCCUACACUGGAUGAUCCAAGUAAUUAUUUAAGCAGAAAAUAAACUGUGUUGAAACUCAA